UACUUCUUCUAACUUAUUUCCGUUAUACUGGAUCGUGGCGGUAGUCUUCGUUCAGUUCUUCGCAGGUUCACACGUAUUUUUUAAUAAGUUUUCAACAUGAGCAAUAGCGACGUUGUAAUAAUAUCGGCGGUCAGAACACCUAUAGGAUCGUUCUGUGGUUCUUUAUCAUCAUUGAAAGCAUCAGAUCUAGGAAGUAUAGUUAUUAAAGAAAGUCUUGAAAGAGCUCAUAUUAAACCUGUGGAUGUUUCUGAAGUAAUACUAGGACAGGUAUUGACUGCAGGUCAAGGACAAAAUCCAGCAAGACAAGCAGCAAUGAAAGCUGGUCUUCCUAUAUCUGUACCUGCUUACCUAAUUAAUAUGCUAUGUGGUUCAGGUUUAAAAGCAAUCUUGAAUGGUUACUUAUCUAUAAAAGCUGGAGAGAACCAAAUAGUUGUAGCUGGUGGUCAAGAAAGUAUGAGUCAAUCUUGCCAUGCAUUAUACCUUAGAAAAGGUGUAAAACUUGGAGAUUGUAAUUUAAUAGACACUUUAUUAAUCGAUGGCUUGAUAGAUGCAUUUCAUGGAAUUCACAUGGGAGUAACAGCUGAAAAUAUUUCUAAAGACUACACUGUAAGUAGAAAAGAACAGGAUGAGUAUGCAGCUAAAUCUCAACAGAAGGUAGAAGCUGCAAUUACUGCAGGCUAUUUUUCCAAGGAAAUCAUUCCUAUAACUGUACCUACUAGAAAAGAACCUAUUAUUGUAGAUAAAGAUGAAUACCCUAAGUUUGGAACAACUGUAGAAAGUCUUCAAAAAUUAAAACCUGCAUUUCUGGAAGCUAAAGGUACAGUUACAGCUGGUAAUGCUUCUGGCAUCAAUGAUGGAGCAGCAGCAGUAGUUCUUAUGUCUGCGGAUACUGCUAUACAAAAAGGACUUUCCCCAUUAGCUAAAAUUGUUGCAGUAGCUGAAGCUGGAGUGGAACCAAGAGUUAUGGGCAUAGGUCCUGUGCCAGCAGUUGAGUUAGUGUUACAAAAAGCAAAGUGGACAAAAGAAGAAGUAGAUUUAUAUGAAUUAAAUGAAGCUUUUGCAGCGCAAGCGAUAGCUUGUGUAAAAACUCUUGGUUUAAAUCCAAACAAAGUUAAUAUAAACGGUGGAGCUAUUGCUUUAGGGCAUCCUAUUGGUGCAUCUGGUGCUAGAGUAUUAGUAACUCUAUUGCAUUCUUUAGAAAGAAUUGGUGGAAACAAAGGUGUUGCAGCCUUAUGUAUUGGUGGAGGAAUGGGAAUAGCAAUCGCUGUUCAAAGAAAAUAACAAAUACUUUAUCCAAAUGGGUAUUACAUUUCAUUAAUACUUGUGUAUUAUUAUUUUGCAACAAAAUACUAUGUGGGUGUGUCACAUGAUAUUUUUAUUAUCUUCUUGGAUUAUUAUGAUGAAAUAUUGCUUUUAUCACACAUUUAUUAAAUCAUUAAAAGUUUAUAUAUUAUUACAACAAAUAUUAAUUAAUAUUAUUCUAAAAAAUAUACAAGGCCAUAAUAGGAAGUUGAGAACAUGCUUUUAUAAUACUAUUUAUUUUGUAUCAUUAUAAUAAGGUGUUGACUAAUAUAAUUAAAUAGAUU
Molecule: messenger RNA, 1586 nt
Organism: Bombus impatiens (common eastern bumble bee)
Lineage: Eukaryota; Metazoa; Arthropoda; Insecta; Hymenoptera; Apidae
Gene: Acat2
Product: acetyl-CoA acetyltransferase, cytosolic
Exons: 8
Coding region: 97-1281 (394 amino acids)
Biological process (GO): fatty acid beta-oxidation
Molecular function (GO): acetyl-CoA C-acetyltransferase activity
Source: RefSeq, a predicted model, not a curated record